AUGACCGACCAUUUACAACCACAGUCCGCCAUUUCCAAUUCUUCCUACUAUAGCACGGCAACUAUCAAGCCAGUUCCUGCACCUCCAUCGGUUUCCAGUGCUCCACCAGGAUGGCUCUACAAACGCAUUCGCAUUGGUAAAUAUCUUCUUCCCUACUACGCGUCGCCACAAAUUCAACUGGUCUUGGUCGCACUUGUAUGCUUCCUCUGUGUUGGCAUGUAUAAUGCGCUCAGUGGUCUUGGUGGUGGUGGUCAAAUUUCUGCAAAACCAGCAGACAAUGCAAACUCAGCUCUCUAUUCCACCUUCUCGGUCGUCGGUUUCUUUGCAGGUACCUUUGCAAAUCGUCUCGGAAUUAGACUCACUUUGAGUUUGGGUGGAUUGGGCUAUUGCGUCUAUGCUUCAAGCUAUCUAUGCUAUAGUCAUACCCAAAACACUGGCUAUGUUAUCUUCGCAGGUGCAUUGCUUGGUGUUUGCGCUGGUCUUCUCUGGACAGCACAAGGUGCCAUUAUGAUGUCUUAUCCACCGGAAGAAUCAAAAGGAAAAUAUAUCUCAUGGUUCUGGUCAAUCUUCAAUCUUGGAGGUGUCUUUGGUGCUUUGAUCCCUCUUGCCUUGAACAUCAAAGACACUUCAAAUCAUGUUGUUAGCGACGGUACAUACAUUGGUUUCAUCAUUCUCAUGUUCAUUGGAGCACUCAGCGCGUUGUGUCUAUGCGAUGCGCAUAAAGUUCGACGUGCCGAUGGAUCUCAUGUCAUUCUCAUGAAAAAUCCAACUUGGAACACAGAAAUCUGGGGACUUUGGUACACACUAAGGAAUAACGUCUAUGUCUUCCUCCUGUUUCCAAUGUUCUUUGCCUCCAAUUGGUUUUACACAUAUCAAUUCAAUGGUGUCAACGGCGCACAUUUCAAUACACGAACUCGAGCCCUUAACAACAUUUUGUAUUGGUUCGCACAAAUCAUUGGUGCUUUCUUAUCUGGUUACGCCUUGGAUAUUCAAAGAUUCAAGAGAACCACCAGAGCUAGAGCUGGCUUGAUUGUACUAAUCAUCCUGACUGCCGCUAUUUGGGGUGCAGGUUAUGGUUUUCAAUCUAGUGUUCCGGAUCGUGAUGUUACUGGUAAACUUGAUUACGAAGGCAAGAUGGAUUGGACAAGCGAAGGUUACGCUGAAGGUUUGGUGUUAUAUAUCGCCUAUGGAUUCUAUGAUGCUGUCUGGCAAUUGUCUGUUUACUGGUUCAUGGGUGCACUUUCCAAUUCCGGUAGAAAGACAGCAAACUUCGCUGGUUUCUAUAAGGGUAUCCAAUCUGCUGGUGCUGCCAUUGCUUGGCGUAUUGACGCAAUGGAUUAUCCAUACCUUACUCAAUUCGCCAUUACAUGGAGUCUUCUUGCUGGUUCUCUUGUUGUUGCAGCACCUGUUAUCUUCUUGAACAUCAAAGAAGCUACAUCAAUUGAUGAUGAUAUCCUUGAUACUGAUCUUAACUAUGCGGAUAUUAUCCCUCAAGCUAUUCUUCUUGAUGAAGAUAAAAAUUAUCAUGGUGGUCAUAGCAGUUCAACUGACACACGUCGUCCAUUUAAUCCCACCACGGAUGAUAUGGAACUUCCUCACCUUCGACAUGAGAAGAAUUCCGAAGAUUUGGUUUAA
Botrytis deweyae is the source of this 1635-nucleotide messenger RNA. RefSeq lists its product as uncharacterized. The record is from RefSeq and is a predicted model, not a curated record. Gene Ontology annotation, biological process: transmembrane transport. The transcript has 3 exons. Gene Ontology annotation, molecular function: transmembrane transporter activity. Lineage: Eukaryota; Fungi; Ascomycota; Leotiomycetes; Helotiales; Sclerotiniaceae. The coding region runs from base 1 to 1635 and encodes 544 amino acids.